GGAGGUACGUACGUAAGUGACGUUCGAAAACUCAAUGGUAGCUAGUUUGCAGGUAGGGUGGGUCUGUUGUUCAGUUUGGCGGACGGACAAAUUCUAAUAGCCCCUACUUUCUUAGUAAAUAAUCCAUAAAUCAAUGCCCGAAACAGUCAAGACCCGGACACCUGCCCAGACGCGAUCACGUGAUGCGGCUUGUAGAUGCGCAUGCGCCAAGGUUUUUGGAAUGGCGGAGUGGAUAUUGGCUUGAGAAAUUGUACUUGUAGUGUAAAUAACAAUAGUUUGAGUCACACUGAUAGGCGAGUCUAUACUAGGGACAAUUAUUCAAAUCUAUUUGAGUAAAGUAUUGUUUUAGAUAAGUUGUGAAGGAAAGAAGAUAUUUAAAGAUGGCUGAUGAAGAUAUUGUAAUGACACCUUCCAAGAAAGGUAAAGCUACCCACAUAAAGAUAGAAAGAAAGAAAAAGUUGAAUUUAGAUGAAAGUUCUGUUGUACAUGAAGGAGCUGGACAGAAUAAAGGAUUAGUUAUAAAUAAACAAGAACAAGCUGAUGCUGAUGACCUCUCUAAACCUCAGUUACAGUUGGGAUUUAUGUGUUUCCUUGUUGAUGGAAAAACAGGAAAACAUUUUGUGGAAAGUCGUCGAUUAAAGUUCUGGUAUGCAGACGGUACAGAUUAUUAUAAUCAAGUAUCAACGGCUUACGAUUUCUUUAAAGAAUUAGUUCGACCAGAAAACUUUCCUAAAGAUUACGUGGGGUUUAUAAAGAAAUGUAUGAAACAGAUGCAAGGUGACAAAUAUCAAUUAGCGGUUAAGGUUGAUCUAGAAAUAAUGAAAUUAGAUGAUAAAGAUGCCCCACAGAGUCCAGGUAUGGAUGGUUUAUUCGGGUCAAGUUUCAACAAAGAAGAUUUAAGACCUCAAUCAGAGAUUGUACGAGAAAAAUUAUUACAUAUUUUAGAAUCUGCAUAUCCUAAUGUUUUAGCUGUAGAGGAUUUAAUCAGAAUAACAGCAUCAGAUGAACAUAUUGUAACAGCUCAGCUUGAAGAACUUAAAACACGAGAAUUAGUACGAACAUUAGAAAAUGGUGGCGUUGUUCGUCAAGUACUUGAUGAAAAGACGGGAAAAACUGAGGUAGAGGUAGUGAAGAAUAUGCCUAUGAUGGCGACUAGUGAUCAACCUACGAUAGCCAUUAUUACAGCAUUAUAUUGUGAGAAACUAGCCAUCGACUCCAUGAUGGAAAAUAAAAGAACAUAUGUUAAAUAUAAAACUGAAGGUGAAUCUAAUGUGUAUACUCUUGGAUAUAUUGGUGGUCAUAAAAUUGUAUCAACUAAGUUACCCGCUAUAGGUCAUGUUCGAGCUGCUCAAAUAUCCUCUGGUAAUUCUACAACCAGAUUGUUAGGUGGAUUUCAGAAUAUCGAGCAUGUAUUUAUAGUGGGCGUGGCUGGUGGAGUUCCUCACUAUACAGAUUACUAUAAACAUGUCCGUCUGGGUGAUGUUAUCCUCUCAAGACAAGACGACAGAGGCUACAUCUACUACUACUGCGACAAAAUCCUGAAAAAUAAACAAGGUGACGUUCAUUAUAAUCUGAAAACGUGGGCGCCCCGAGACCUGGAACUCCAGAAAAUAACGGAGAAGAUUGAGCAAGCUCAGAGAUCCAACCCGAACCUGGCAUCAUGGGAACGUUACAUGUUGGAAGGCGAACAGGUUCUUCAAGGUCAAGAAACGAACUUCGAGCGUCCUCCAGAUAACACUGAUCGUCUUUACAUGGAUCUCGGCGAGGAUCAGGUCAUCGAGGUUCAACAUCCAUUCCCACCAGAGGGAGCUGUUGUCCGAGAGGGAAUGCCUCGACUUCACUAUGGAGUAUUUGGUGCCGGAAGUCGUGUAGUUAGAUCCGAUGCCACGAGAUUAGAUUUCGCAUCGCGAUACAACAUCUCCGCAUUCGAUACAGAAUUCGAUCAAGUUUUAGAAUCUAUUGUUGGUAAUAGGAAGGACAGUUUUAUGAUAAUUCGUGGAGUUGCUGAUUAUUCCGAUGGAUCUAAAAAUAAAAAAUGGCAGUCGUACGCGGCUUUAGCUGCUGCCACGGUUACCAAGACAGUUAUCAAAUCUAUCGGUAAAUCCCGAAUAGAUCAGUAAUCACGAAUACAAUCAACUUUUAUACUCAAUAUUUAAACCAUUACAUCUUCAAGUGAGUUCAUAUACAACAUUAUCAGGAAUAAAUAUUGGUGUUCUUUAUACUAGAUUCAUUCUAAAUUGUCUCCAUCAGCUUUACCAUAAAUUGUAAUUUUGCUCGUUCUACUAAAUGAAGGUAUAUUUGUUAAAAUAAAACCCCAAUGCAUCUUGAGUAAUCCCUUUAAAACAAUCCCUUUGAUUGGAUUCUGGAGCGGCAAGCCUCUGAUCGUGAUAUGAUUCCAUAAAACAAGUACAAUAUCGUGAAAGUUGAACCUCUAAAAGGUACAUCAACCCAAAACUGGUUCAAUUCUGUUCAUUAUUUACAAAGAUAUAAUGAACUAAUAUUCCAUCGAUCUAUGCAAAAUACGGUCAUCUUUAUGUUUUGCAAAAUCUAAUUGAUAGUCCUGUUUUUGUUCUGAUUGAAUCCAGUCCAGGAGAUUGUCGAAUAUUGGGGGUUUGUUUGGCUGAAAGGUUAGCAUGUGUGCGCUGUAUUAUAAGGUCUGUCAUUGAGUCAACUGGCAGGGUUCCAAUUCCCCGGUUGGACGUGACAAGGAGUAAAUCUCAGGGUUCCAAUUCCCCGGUCGUACAUCUCUUCAUGAAUAUUGCCCAUCCAACAUAAUGAAGGUAUUUCAAUUGUAAAAGUCGGAAAAUCAUUUGAUUUGUAAAAAGGGAAAAUUUGUGAUUUAGCAAAAGAGAGAUGGCUAAGCUUGGGAUUUUGUAUAACUGAAUAAAUUAUCAUUAUUUGUCUAGAAAGAGAAAAUUCAUAAUUUGUAUCUAAUCUGUUGGAGACAAUUUUUUUUUACAAGACUGUAGCUGAUUUUUUUAACUUGCAUUAGACAUUUAUAAUAAAUAGAAGCUAUAUAUUGUGACUAACGUUAUUAAGGUAUAAAUAAUCUUUAAGCCAGAUUACAUGUAACCCGUGAUGGCAGAAUGAGAGAAAAUAAAAUGUGAAAAUAGGUUAAGAAUAUCUUUUAAUGAUAUAACAUGAACAAUUUAGUUUUGACAAAGAAAUCAAACUAAAUUACUCUCUUUAAGAUAACCUAGGAAAUAGAAACUUAUGGAUUGAUUCCUGUAUUCACAACUGAUUAGAAAUAAUAUAUGGAUAUAAAACAGACAUGACAGGGAUAAUUGAUUGUAAGUUUCUCCACAUUCUGAACAUGUGAUCCAGAAUCCAAUUCUGUCAGUCCCAUUUAACAGAUGUUGAGUAGACUCUGAAGUAAAACACAGCGAACAUGUCUCUCAUGUUGUGAUUGGUUGUUCUUUUUCAUAUUCGAUAGGUGCAUGUUCGUUGCUCGAUACUCUUGCAUUUACCAGAUUUUCAGCGUUCAUGGGACAGAGAGAAUUUGGUCAAGUAUCGACAAUGUAACAUUGUGACGCUAUUAUCCUAAUGUCAUAUCAGGUUGAUUAAGAUUAAUGAAAAAAUUUAUUGAAAUAUUGAAAGAAGAAUCAUGAAUUGUUUUUUUUUUGUUAGAAUGAAAGAAGAUGACUUUGUUAUAUUUUUAUGAAUUAUUUUUUCACAAUUAAAUGAUUAGAAAUGGUUGUUGAUUUUUCUGUUAGAUUAUAUUUUGUUAAAAAGAUGAAAGAGAAUCUUGUUCAUUUCUAGAACUACAUGUUAUAAACCUUAUUUUGAUCCUUAAAAAAAACAUAGAUUUUGUUUGAAUUAAAACAAAGAUUAUAUUAAAGACUUGAUGCAUCAUUUAGCGCUAUCGGAAUCCCCUGUAAACUACAAUAUUGUUAGAGUUGAAUCUCUAAUAGGAAUAUCAAUCUAAAAAUGGUUCAAUCCAGUACUUACAAAGUUAUAAUAAAUUGAAAUUUCAUCGAUCUAUGCUUCUUGAGCGUAACAAGACACCGCUAUCUUUUGUUGGUAGCGAAGAAAGCUGAUUUUGUUUUCUUAAACCUAUGUUAAAUCGAUCCAAGUGCAUAUUAAACGAGGAAAUUUGAUAUUUUUGGCGAAAAUACAAAUGAUGCAUCAAGACUUUAAGAAUAAGUACAAGCUUUGUAUAUAUAUAUAUAUAUUUGUUUAAAAUCUGGCUUCCAAUAUCAAUCAAAAACUUUAGAUUUAAAAUUCUAAGUUUAUUUAUUUUCUAACAUACUGCUUAAUUGUUCCUUGCUAUAUUAUUGUAAUUAGAUAUAAAGUAAAUUGUUUCUUGCUAUAUUAUAAUUAGAUAUAUUGUUGAAUUGAAUUUAUUAUCACUGCAUGCUGAUUUAUUAUAUUUCUAUUUAUGUUGUUAAAUAUACAGGUUAUAUAUACAUUAUACACUACAGCUUGGGUAUCGUUUAGUUCUGCAGUUUUAGCAAGAGUUAAUUAGUCUGUUAAUACAGAAACUCUCACUUGAAUAGCACAACUACACGAUACCCGAGUUGAAGUGAUAGUUGCUUGUUGUUAUAUGUUGACUUUCCUGUACCUUAUAAUCCAAUCCAUUCCUUUAUUACAUUAUAUUAUAACCAAAUACAAACUUUCCCCACAGUCUAUUCAGAUGAAAUUUAAGCUCUUGGAUUAAUAUUUGAUUAAUGCAUGUUGUGUAUAUUUAGGAAAGCUUGAGUUUGCAUCUAAGGAUUUUUUGAAGAACACUUUUAAAAGCCUUACACUGGGAGGUGACUUAAUUUUGAUUCAUGAUAGAAAAAAACCCUUUAUUAUUAAGUUUUUUUAAAAUCAUUUUAUAAAUGGAAUGAACCCAAGUUAUGCUGGGACUUUAUUAUUACACGCACUGAUGACAGAGUCCAUUGACUUCAAACUGAAUACAGCAAGCCACUUAUAUAUUACAUUACAUAUACUAGAAGAUCCCUGCUUAUUGAACCCUGAUUUAAAGGGAACUGAAUGGUACUUUUAUUCCACAUUCCAGUUAUAUAAUGUGCUCAAUUAAAAUAAGACAUUAAAGUCUGAAACAGACAAUACUGAAGUUUUGAAUAUUAGUUCCAAGAACUUGAUGAUUAAUUAUUAUUAGAAUCUUUGAGCUUACAAUUGUUGUAUGAUUAAUAUUAUUGUUACCAUGUGCUUGCAUAUGGAGAUAAAAAAAAUAUAGGAAGCGCAGUUGGUCCCAUUAUUGUAACCAAUAGUAACCACAGUUCUGUUGUUGUAUUUGUGAAAAUACUAGUAUAACCACAGGCCUCUGUAACGUGGAAAAUCUCUUUCAAAAAUAACAUUAAGCUGUGACUAAGUAUAAUGUCUUAUUACGUUCAUGUUCAAGUGAGAAUAGAGAGGUUUUGCAACUUAACUGUUACACUCACAUUUAUAUUUAGAUAAGUGUAAGUGGAAACUGUACAUAAUGACGUUUCGCUAAAUUCACACUUACAGUUACACAUAGUAGGUGGAAACACAAACUUGGUCCACUAUCUUGAUAGGUGUUCAUCACAGAUAGAUUGUUAAAGAUGAGAUUAGUAAAGCACGCACAUGAUUUGUCUCAACCUCUUCUUGUUUUAUCUUCUCUGUGGAUUUAGUUCAUGAAAACCACAAUUCAGAGAAAAUUUAUGGACUAGAUUAUAGAAAUUAAACAAGGUUUAGCUACGUGUUUUGAACAUACAGUUAGGGAGGCUGCUAUCUGUCGGACACACUUUUAUGAUGUGCGCUUCACGUCAUACGUCACAAAAACUGAUCAUGUUUAAUCGUCUAAGCAUAAGUGUAAAUGUAAAGUUGCGAAACCUCUCUAUUAUCAAAUUCAGGCACCUGUGGUCUAACCAGAUAACUAUGUUAUUUACUGAAGCAUAUACUUCUAAAUGGCCUAGAAAUAUUAUUACAGAAUAGAAUUGUUAUUUGCCGGAAAUGAGCCUCGAUUUGGCUAACCUGGACUAACAGGCAAAGAAAUUGACUGGCGAGUGAAAUUACUUGUCAUUCAAUUUAAAUGCCAUAAAUUAGAUACUUCAAAUAAUUUAACCUUAAAAUACAAUAUAUACGGUUAAAUUGAUCGUUUUAAAGAUUGGCAAUAUCGUAAUAUUUCUACUUAUCUCUUGAUUUUAGGUAAAAUUGUAAAAUGAGGAUCCGAUUUGUAUAUUCUGCUUUUACUGUAAUUAACAUUUAUAUAUCUAUGCAUUUUUUAUACUGAAUAUAUAGGUAUCUUACUAUUAAUCGAAGACGCCGUAUUUAUACUAAAUAUAAUUAUUUAUAAUUCCUGAUUUUUAAUUUGAUAAAUGAUGCUUUUUGAAAUGUCCAAUUUCAUGUCUUUGUUACGACGACGUGUCUUGAUAAGUGAUAUGGCUUGUACGUAAUGCUCCUUCCUUUGAGAGGAACCAUUCAUUUUUAGUUGAAUUUCACCGUUGCCUAUACAAACUGAAAUGGUGUUGAACAUCCUACUGUUCAUCGCCAACAGUGCAUAGCCUAAACAAGUGAUAUGACUUGUACGUAAUGCUCUAUACUUUAUUAGGACCCGUUUCUAGUUUAAUUUCCCCAUCCAUACACAUGUAAUGUGGAAUGCUCCAUCCUUUAUGAGGACAUGUUUCUAGUUCAACUUGUAGCCUGUACAUGUGUUGUAGCUUGUACCUAAUUCUCCAUCCUUUAUGAGGACAGAUUUUUAAUUUCACCAUCCAUACACAAGUGAUGUGGAAUGUUCCAUCCUUUAUGAAAAUAUGAAAACAUGUUUCUAGUUUUACUUGUAGCCUGUACAAGAGGCAAUUCUCCAUCCCAAAUAUCUCUUCUAUCUCGACAGACAGAUAAUAAAAAAAACAAAUUUCAAAAAUUUAAUUUCGUGGGGGGGAAAAACCUAACACCAAAUGCGUUUCCCAUUCUUCGUAUAUUGUGGUAUGGGUCAUCCUGAGAUUAGCUAUUACAGUAAUAUCCCAGAAUGGUUAGAGCGUGCGCAUUGUAUCAUAAGGUCUGUCAUUGAGUCAACUGGCGCUGUUUCGAUUCUACAGUUGUAUGUGACAAGGAUUAGGGUCGCCUGUCCAACCUCGUGGGUUUUCUCUGGUUUCCUCCCACUGCUAAAGAUCCCUACAAGCAAGCGAAUUAUUGAAAUAAAAUUGAACCAUAGGUUAGUCCCAAAAUGACCUAAUUUUUGUCGAAUGGACGUUAAACCCCAUUUCUCUCUCUCUCCCCGCUAUUAAAAUAAUAUCUGAGACCACUCUUUGCCGUUCUAUUUUAUUGUGACAUUGUGACGAGACUAGAAUUAAACAUGUGAAGCAAGUGUACCAUGUAUGAUAUCUGCUUACAGUUAAUCUGUCCAUUAACUUCUCCAACAGGGUUGACAAUCUUCCAGCCAUAUUGUAUUUUAGUUACCAUAGUUACACUGUAAUAUAUUGCACUUUUAAUUUAAUAAUGAAUGAAAUUUAUUUUUGCUUGCCAAUAUUACAACAGUAUUUACCUGCACAGACAAUUUAAUUACACACCUUUGUCAUACUGUCAUUCAAAAUGACAAGUUUUUCUUCUGAUUAUUAUGCUAAUUAGACACGAUGUUGCCGUGCAGAGGUUUGGUUAUGCCCAGGGGGGCCAACUUCUUGAUUAUAUGUACCGAAGAUUUCAAGUACUCUGAAGACACUUUAAAUAUGUCUUAACAGAUGAAAUAAACUUUGAAUUAAGUAGAGAUGUCAAUGUUGUAGAGAAAUAGGUAAAUACUGACUGUUGGAACAAGAUUAUUACUAGUGAGAUGUUAAUAGCCUACCUGACAGUGGAGGAGGCUCAUUUUUUCAUUCGUUCAUGAGACUCAAUGAUAGAAAAUUACUAUAGGUACAAGGUUAUCACCAGUGAGUUGCUGAUAGCCUACCCGACAGUGGAAGAGGCUCUUACUAUAGGUAGAAGAUUAUCACUAGUGGGUUGUUGAUAGCCUACCUGACAGUGGAAAAGGCUCAACGAUAGACACUUACUAUAGGUACAAGAUUAUCACCAGUGGGUUGACAGUGGAAGAAGUUUGUUUAAUCUUGUUAAACAUCCGCUUCCCACUGAGAUUUGUAAAUAGUUCAUAUAUCAGUUCCUGUAAAUCUGUAAAUAUGCACACUGCCAUUAUAGAUUAUAGAUUUAACUUUUAACAAAGAAUUUAAUAGAGUAGAAGCGUUGUAGAAUCUAGUUUAUGUAGUUUGAUCAUUACUGGCACAAUCUCACUUCCGCCCCACCCCUCCUCCAUUUCUUGCUUCUUUAAAAUAAAACUAUUAUUGAUUAACAAUGCAGUGUAAUUGAUAUGCUAAACAAGUACCACUGUACCAUGGGCCAGGAAUUGAAUCUUGAUAUCAUCGCAUCCAUCUUGGAAUUUUGACAUACAUAAAAUCGAAGCAUGUCGAUCAAUGCGCAAUUGUCAAAGGAACAAGCCAUCUUGGAAUUGUGACGUACAAAAAAUCGAAGCAUGUCGAUCAAUGCGCAAUUUCGGAGGAACAAACGUGCCAAGUUUCAUGUUGAUCGUACAUGUUUUGGCGGAGCCUUAGUCGUUAUUGGUAGAGCAUCGCCCCCAAUAACAACAAGACCAAGAUGAGUGGUUCUUUGGUUCCAGUUCCUGGUCCAGAACCUAAUCAUAUAAACCUUUUCUUACGUUGUAUUUUGUAGAUUAUAAAACCCGAGAAUUAUAUACUGUAAUAUUUUAUACCGUUGAUUAUAUAAUUCCCUGGUUUCAGUUAUAACGGCCUUAGAUUUAAAAACCAUUUGUGCAUUAAUUAUUUAUUUUAUUUACCAAUGAAUUAACCAUUAUUAUACAGUGUCAGCUUUAUACUAUAUCUAUUUAAUAUUAAUUCAUAUCAUCUGUUUGUGUAAAUGUUUGCAAUAUUGUACUUUCAAAAUUGGUUUACUGGUUUUAAGGGGGGCUGGUCGAUAUGGAGUCGAAGCAGUGACUAUGACGAUGAUUUUCUCGAACUCCAUGGUGGGGGGUUGGGUGGCCAAAUGGUCAACGUGUGAACUUUAGACCAUAAGGUCUGUAAUUGAGUCAAUGACAGAUCCUAUGUGAUCUAAAGCAUACACAUCAGACCGCCCAGUCAUCCUUUUGUAUUUUAUAUGAUCUAUGUUUAAUAUUAAACUUCUACCAUUCCUUUACCUAAUGCUCUAUUUAUUUCCUGUUGAAUAUUUAUAUCCUGGUGUAUAUCAGUUAUACACUGGUGUAUAUCAGUUAUAUACUGGUGUUUAUCAGAUAUAGACUGGUGUAUAUCAGUUAUACACUGGUGUUUAUCAGUUAUACACUGGUGUUUAUAUACUGGUGUUUAUCAGUUAUAUACUGGUGUAUUUCAGUUAUACACUGGUGUUUAUCAGUUAUAUACUGGUGUUUAUCAGUUAUAUACUGGUGUAUAUCAGUUAUAUACCGGUGUAUAUCAGUUAUACACUGGUGUAUAUUAGUUAUAAACCGGUGUAUAUUAGUUAUGUACUGUUUAUAUCAGUUAUAUACUAGUGUAUAAUAGUUAUAUACUGGUGUAUAUUGGUUAUAUACUAGCAGAUUUUGAUUAUUUUAUUUAUCAUUGAUUAAUUUCAAACAAAAUGAAGUUGAAUGCUUCAGAAACAAUUUUGUGCAUUUUGCCUGGACAGCUGAAUUUCAAACUGACGAUGGACACUUUUUCUAAUUCCAUAUGUCACAAGUGUGUGACUUUGUGACAUAAUCAAUAUUAAAGAUAGGAGGUUUUACAACAUCAAGAAACAAUCCUUAAAUAGAAAGGAUGAUUUAAGGGAAGUGCAUAAUGUAUUUAAUAAUGAUAAGGGUUAUUUAUGAAAUUUUUACAUCACAUCACAAGAGUAACACAAUGUUUUGAAUGUUUUAUAGUUCAUUGUUCUGUCGACUUUUAAAUGGAAUAACUGAUGAUGCUUAAUUUUGAUAAGAAUUAGAAAUAUGCUUUUAUAUAUAUAUUUAGGUCUAUUAAUAACAUGUUCAUGACAAGUGUAUCGUAUCCUACAUGAUUAAGCUCAAUAUUUAUUACAUCGCGGCUUGCUCCUGUCUAUGCUUGAAGUUGCGGAUCCAGAUAAAGGUCUUGACCUCCCUAAAUAACAGUAUAUUAAAUUCACUAUUAUUCUGUUUCGUUGAAACGUGUAAAGUGGAGUUUUUUGUAGAUUGCAGUAUUGUCAGAUUUCAGUAGUCAGAUUGUAGUAUUGUCCGUUUGAAGUAUAGUCAGAUUGCAGUAUAGUCAGAUUGCAGUAUUGUCAGAUUGCAGCUGAUGAAAUUGAAUGUUAUAUAUUCGGGUACAGAUAUGCACCACAAAUAACCACUGACAACCUGAAUUUUCUAAAUUUUGUGCAAGGAGGCUUCCAAUCUGCAUCUGUCACUGUACACUCGCUGCAAGGUGUUCCAGCGAGGUUUGCCUAUUCACAGACUUGAUUACCCUUAGUAAACAAGUGAACCCAUGUAAUAUUUAUACUUCUUAAUCUGGACCAAGGAGAAAGCCAUGGUGUGGAAUAUUUAUAUCUAGGUACUUUAUAUUUUGUAAUCGUUAAUGUCAUUAACUAACAAUAAAACUCAAUGCAUCAAAUGUGCUUUCUAACCAUGAUUUUAUUUUAUAUUAGUUAUGUUCGGUGCUUUGUGUUUUCACAGAUAAAUGUUUGUGUUUAUUUUCUCCUUGUUUCAUCUGUAGAAAUAAAAUAUUCAUCUCUUGAUAAUCAA
Molecule: messenger RNA, 10642 nt
Organism: Patella vulgata (common limpet)
Lineage: Eukaryota; Metazoa; Mollusca; Gastropoda; Patellidae
Exons: 12
Coding region: 381-2120 (579 amino acids)
Biological process (GO): nucleoside metabolic process
Molecular function (GO): catalytic activity
Source: RefSeq, a predicted model, not a curated record